GUACUAGUCACUUCCUAUGUUUAAAGCAUCCGCCAUCGGUAUCCGCAGUGAGGGCCAAGAGGGCGGACUUUGGCGAAUGGUAGGACGUUCCUACUCAAACAUACGAUCUUCAGGCAUCAUCUGACACCCAGGAAGCACCACCUCCUGGAGAUAACACCUGAAGACAAGCCUGCAACUGGAUACCGGCUUGCUAUCGCCACCACCAGACCCCCAUGGGACGUCUUCUUCAAGUAGAGGAGUCCCAGUGAAACCUCUCUGUCUGUAUCUGGAGGUGAUGAAGACACCAGCUCUGGUUUCCAGCCAGGCCUUCAGUGCGUUCCUCCUUAAGCACUGUCCUGUUGUGGCCGAGCGCUUCAGUCCCACUCCGUGGUGCUGGGGGGGGCGGCUCCAAACCCUGGUUUGCGCCCUCCUCAAGUCCAGACCCCAUGUCACGUAUCGCAAUGAGCUGAUCCGAACUGUUGAUGGGGGUCAGAUCUCUCUGGACUGGGUGGACAAUCAGGCAAGUGCGACCUACCCAGAAUGCUCUUGCCGUCCCACAGUGCUGAUCCUCCCGGGCCUCACAGGGAACAGCCAGCAGUCCUACGUGCUCCAUGCCAUCAGCCAGGCCACCUGCCGCGGCUACAGAUGUGUGGUGUUCAACAACAGGGGCGUAGGAGGAGAAGAAUUACUGACGCCUGUUACCUACUGUGCAGCCAAUACCUCUGAUCUUGAACGUGUAGUGCAGCAUGUCAGAGGACUUUACCCACAUGCCCCUGUGCUUGGCGCUGGUGUGUCUUUAGGAGGCAUGUUAUUGUUGAACUACUUGGGUCGUAAGCGUUCAGACUCAGGAAUGGUGGCGGGUUUAACCAUCUCUGUCCCCUGGGAUGCACACAAGUCCUCCGCUUCAAUGGAAGAACCACUCAACUGGCUGCUCUUUAACAAAUACCUCACCAAUGGCCUGUGCCGUGCUGUCACCAGGCACAGGAAGAUACUGGAGAAAGUUGUUGAUGUUGACCACGUCUUGAAGGCACGGACCAUCCGAGAGUUUGACGAACGCUUCACAUCCCUGCUGUUUGGUUAUAAAACUUGUUCUGAGUAUUACUACGACGCCAGCCCUGACAAAAAGCUCCCAAAUACAGCAGUACCCAUCUUGUGUCUGAAUGCUGCUGAUGACCCCUUCUCUCCCCAGAACGCCUUCCCAUUGUCCAUCGUCAAGAGUCUGCCUAAUGUCGCUCUGUUGUUGACGGCCCAUGGCGGACACAUCGCCUUCCUGCAGGGCUUGUUUCCCCGGGGUGAGAGCUACAUGGAGCGUGUGUUUGGCCAGUUUAUCCAAGCUGCCUUUGAACACCCCAAGGACAUUAUGAAAGCAUGUGACAUUGAGGAAGAAGAGCUAAGCUGAUCAUCUUUCACCUCAUCACUACGUUUGUACCCUGAACCUGAGCGAAUACCCGAAUGACUGCUACGCAGUUGCAGAGGAGGGGAAAAUCACUGGCAUCACCACAAUAAAACGCAACAUAUUGCAACAAGUAAGAGAAAUGCAUUGCUCAGCUUUGCAUGCCGCUUUCUUACCACAGAAGAGUUUGCACAGGGAAUGACCAACUGCAUUGUACAAUCCUACAACCUCACUGCAGCUAAGCUAAUCUACCUCCUUACCCUCUCAGGUUGUCUUCUAAUGAGCAAUCAAAGAAGGUUUAGAUAAGUUGAGAACUUGAGCACUUACAGCUAAUUGAUGUGUGAAUGUUUAAUAUUGUAUCCACACUAAAAAAAAUAAAAAUAAAUACACGUUUUUAAAUUAUUUAUCAAAAGAUUGCAAAUCGCUUUAAAUCAUGUUGUUCCUUCCACAUGCCGUCCUAACUUCACAUACAAUCUGUUCAAAAAAAAGAUGCACAAUUAUUCCCUGCUUGAAAAUGGGUGCUUUGAUUUUAGGAACUAUUUAAGAUUUUUUUUUUUUUAGGAUAGAAAUGAAUUGAUUGUGAUCAUUAAAAGUGAGGACUGAUUGUCCUUACUUGUGUUCCUUGAUGUGUGGUACAAUCCUUAAAGGAUUAUUUUUAUCCAAGGUGAAGCCUUGCAUGCAUACUUUACAAUAAAUUCUCUACGCACAAAGAAGUCAUAGUAACAGUCCAAGGUUGCCAAGCUAACAUUUCAGUUAUAUUAAAGCUGUCAAACUUGGACUUAAAACACCCACAUAGCAGGAAAAUGUAUAUAAAAAAAAGACUCAUGAAAUUGUAAUAUAAAUUUAUCAUCAGCACUUUUUUUUUAAAUUAAAAAAGAAAUCAGCUUGAUGUAAAAGAAUUGUACGCUUGUAUGUGCUUUUGAAGUAUUCUGGCUGCAAUGUCAAUUACGCAAAACAUCAAAAAAAGUAGAUCUGAGUUGACGCCAGUUAAAUCUCAGCAUGGUUCUCUGGGCAUUCAGACUUCUUACCAGUUAAAACAAUCCAAGUUAUUCCAAAUGAAUGUGUGCUUUACUUUGCCUUCUGUUAUUGAUAUAAUUGCACAUUAUUUAAACCGUGUUCACUUGAAGUUUUUAUGUAAUUAUUGGAUGUUCGACGGGCAUUCGUUUUUGAAUUGAAGCACUGAUUUUUGGUCUUCAUGUAAGAACCAGAUCAGGAUGUGAGAGCAUUAAUGUUUAGAACAAUUUCAGAAAAUGCUGAAGUGUUUAACUUUGUGUACACUGAUGAUGAUACAUAUUUAUUCACUGUAAACAUGAUGUUAUUCAUCUUAUACCAGAAGCUACAGCUAUUUGAUUCUAUAUGGUAAUUUUUUCAACUGUGAUUGAACACACGCCAUGAUAGCAAAUGUUGCUAAUUGCUGCCUUGUUGAGUUUAGGUGCUCAGUGUCUGCUUGCAGUAUUUUACUUGCCUUUCUUUUUUUUUCACUUUUCAGUUAUACCCCCAUUUCAGCUGGAACCAACCACACAAUGUUACCACUUUAAGGGGAGUUUGGGCAUUAUGAACCAUAUGUUUUGGUUUCCACUUGUUAAAUGAUGCUUGAAAAUAAAGAAUGGCAAUAAAACAAA
This is a messenger RNA of Notolabrus celidotus (New Zealand spotty), 2994 nucleotides long. RefSeq names its product phospholipase ABHD3-like. The transcript has 9 exons. Gene Ontology annotation, biological process: medium-chain fatty acid catabolic process; medium-chain fatty acid biosynthetic process. Lineage: Eukaryota; Metazoa; Chordata; Actinopteri; Labriformes; Labridae. Gene Ontology annotation, molecular function: monoacylglycerol lipase activity; acetylesterase activity. The record is from RefSeq and is a predicted model, not a curated record. The coding region runs from base 275 to 1378 and encodes 367 amino acids.